This is a messenger RNA of Carcharodon carcharias (great white shark), 1068 nucleotides long. RefSeq names its product prolactin-releasing peptide receptor-like. The coding region runs from base 1 to 1068 and encodes 355 amino acids. Lineage: Eukaryota; Metazoa; Chordata; Chondrichthyes; Lamniformes; Lamnidae. Gene Ontology annotation, biological process: G protein-coupled receptor signaling pathway. The transcript has a single exon. The record is from RefSeq and is a predicted model, not a curated record. Gene Ontology annotation, cellular component: plasma membrane; neuron projection. Gene Ontology annotation, molecular function: neuropeptide binding; neuropeptide Y receptor activity.
AUGGAACAUAAAACACCAGGAUUGCAAAACUGGGAGAGCGUCCCGGAGAAUCGAAGUGCUGGAGGCAGCAGGCUGGAAGAAUUCGGCAACCUCUCUUCUCAGUUUCAGGGUAUCCAGCUGAUUCAGUCUUUCAAGCCUCUGAUCAUCCCCUGCUACGUGCUGGUGGUGUUCAUCGGCAUCUUUGGCAACUACUUGUUAAUCUACGUGAUCUGCAAGACCAAGAAGAUGCACAACAUCACCAAUUUCCUGCUAGGUAACCUGGCUUUCUCGGACAUGCUGAUGUGCGCUACCUGUGUCCCCUUCACUCUGGCUUAUGUCUUCGAGCCCCGGGGAUGGAUCUACGGCAGAUUCAUGUGUUACUUUGUGUUCCUCAUGCAGCCAGUCACGGUGUUUGUGUCUGUCUUCACCCUGACUGUCAUAGCUGUGGAUCGCUACUAUGCCACUGUGCACCCUCUCAAGCGGAGACUCACCAUCCCUAGCUGUGCCUACCUGUUAGCUGCCAUCUGGCUGAUGGCUUGUCUCCUGGCAGCCCCGGCUCUGGUUCACACCUACCACGUGGAGUUCUUCCACCAGGACUUGACCAUCUGCGAGGAGUUCUGGACAGGCAUGGAGAAGCCCAGGCUGGUCUAUGCUUACAGCACCCUGGUGGUCACCUAUGUGCUGCCCUUAUCAGUCAUCUCACUAUCCUACCUGCGCAUCUCAGUCAAGCUGAAGAACCGUGUGGUGCCUGGCAACAUCACCCAAACCCAAGCUGAGUGGGAUCGGGCUAGGCGCAGGAAAACAUUCCGCCUCCUGGUGUUGGUGGUGGCCGUCUUUGGCCUCUGUUGGCUCCCUCUCCAUCUCUUCAAUGUGAUCAAAGACAUCGACAUUGACCUGAUUGACAAGCAGUACUUCAACCUGAUCCAGCUGCUGUGCCACUGGUUUGCCAUGAGCUCCACCUGUUACAACGCAUUCAUCUAUGCCUGGCUUCACGACAGCUUCAGAGGGGAGCUCAAGAAGAUGUUCACCUGGCAGAACCAGAAAGUGGCUCCCAGUGCUCACUGUGUCAUGACCAGCGUGGUUCUGUAA